AUGGCCUGCGAGACUCGGGCUGCUGGGGACUCGGCGCUGCGCCGCCUCCUGAGACUGCACCGCACCGAGAUCGCCGUGGCCGUGGACAGCGCCUUUCCGCUGCUGCAUGCGCUGGCCGACCAUGACGUGGUCCCUGAGGACAAGUUCCAGGAGACCCUUCGUCUGAAGGAGAAGGAGGGCUGCUCCCAGGCCUUCCACGCCCUCCUGUCCUGGCUCCUGACCCAGGACACUGCGGCCAUCCUGGACUUCUGGAGGGUUCUCUUCAAGGACUACAACCUGGAGCGCUAUGGUCGACUGCGGCCCAUCCUGGACAGCUUCCCCAAAGAUGUGGACCUCAGCCAGCCCCGGAAGGGGAGGAAGCCUCCUGCGAGCCCCAAAGUCUCAGUUCUGCCACCCAGACCCCCCGCCAAGAGGAAGGCCCCGGAGGAGCCUCGAGCUGCCCCAUCAGCAGCCCUGACCCCAAGGGGCACCUCAGGCCCAGGUUCCCACGUGAAAUCCAAGCCAAAGAAGGCAGAGGGCCACGUGGAGCCACAGCGCCCCCCGCUGGGGAACGGAAUUCAGACCCUGUCUGCUUCAGUCCAGAGAACUGUGGCUGUGUCCUCUGGGGACGUCCCAGGAGCCCACGGGGCCGUGGAGGGGAUCCUCAUCCAGCAGGUGUUCGGGUCAGGGGGCUCCAAGAAGUGCAUCCAGGUUGGGGGCGAGUUUUACACUCCCAGCAAGUUUGAAGACCCUGGCGGAGGUGGCAAGGGCAAGACGCGCAGCGGUGGGGGUCUGAAGCCUCUGGUCCGAGCCCAGGGCGCCCAGGGCGCUGUCCCAGGUGGAGGUGAGCAGAGGAUUAUCCAGCAAGACAGGAUCCCAGUCCUUCCAGCCCUCCCGGGUGAGCCCCCACUGCACCAGAAGAACGAGGACGAGUGUGCCGUGUGCCGGGACGGCGGGGAGCUGAUCUGCUGUGACGGCUGCCCCCGGGCCUUCCACCUGGCCUGCCUGUCCCCACCACUGCGGGAAAUUCCCAGCGGCACCUGGAGGUGCGCAUGCUGCCUCCAGGGGAGAGUCCAGCAGGGCCUGCCCCAGGCUGAGGAGCCCCGGCCCCCAGAGCCACCUGCAGAGCCCACGGCCCCCCUGGGACUGCGGCCAGCAGGAGAGGAGGUGAGAGGCCUGCCCAGGGAGCCACUCCCUGCUGUGGACACCACUUUCGCCCACACACACCUGCUUGCGCCGACUCCCACAGUCACCCUGCCAGUGCUGGACCCUCCUGCCCUGUGCCCCUCCCUGAUGAGUGCCAACCCAGAGGGGCAGCAGGGUCCCGCGCUCGGCGCGCGGUGCGGAGUAUGCGGGGACGGGACGGACGCGCUUCGGUGCGCGCACUGCGCCGCCGCCUUCCACUGGCGCUGCCAUUUCCCGGCUGGAGCCGCCGGGCCGGGCACCCGCCUGCACUGCAAAUCCUGCUUCCGAGACCCAGGCCCCGCCGGGGAGGGAGCGCCAGCCCCCAGCCCCGCCUGCCCGCCCGCUGGGCCGGCCAAGGCAGGAGAUGACUCUGCAGGUCAGGAGCCAGUUCUGCACAGGGAUGACCUGGAGUCCCUCCUGAGUGAGCACUCCUUUGAGGGCAUCUUGCAGUGGGCCAUACAGAGCAUGUCCCGCCCGCUGGCCGAGGCGCCCCCGUUCUCCUGAUCCAGGGAGGCCCAGGACCCCGUGACCCCGUGGCGGAUGAUCUGAGCCUGCACUCACACCGUGGGCUCUUCUCAGAGGACAGAGGGGCACAUGUGCAGGCCGGGCUGGGGCCAAGAAGAACUAGAGAGCUCCAAGUGCUGGCCAUGCUGGCCGAUGGGGGACACAAGACCAUCACGUGUCCUGAAAUUAAAACCGCUUCUGUGGGGCUUGGAGGUGCUGCCCUGCCUUGG
Molecule: messenger RNA, 1898 nt
Organism: Ictidomys tridecemlineatus (thirteen-lined ground squirrel)
Lineage: Eukaryota; Metazoa; Chordata; Mammalia; Rodentia; Sciuridae
Source: RefSeq, a predicted model, not a curated record